AUGCAGACUAUCAUAGGAGGUAGACCAGGGGUCACUACUGGAGCCAUCGUCCUCCUAGCUAUGAUACUCUUGGCACAGGGCUCUGAUGCACCUGGUACAAUUAAUUGCACAGGUGGGAAGACAGAAGAUUUCCUGGAAGCGUUCAGACCAGUGUUCCUAAGGAAAGCAUUACGUCCUGUAAGGGACCUGAGAAAGCCAACUAUUGUCAAUAUUUCCAUCACUCUGUAUGCAAUCCUUGGUGUGAAUGAGAAAGAUCAACUGCUAACUUCGUUCUUGUGGCUCCGAAUGGUAUGGCAUAAUGAAUUUGCAGAAUGGGAUCCCUUACUAUGUGGUGGCAUAGAUAACAUAUCAGUUCCUGCUGAGGAGAUGUGGAUUCCAGAUAUCUUUGUUCAUCAGUUUGUGGAUGAAGACAAAUCCCCACAUCUGCCCUAUCUCCUGGUGGAUCAUACUGGGCAGGUGCGAUACCUGAAACCAUUGAGGGUGGUAAGCUCCUGCAAUCUCAGCAUCUUUCGCUUUCCUUUUGACAUUCAGAAUUGCUCCCUCACCUUUGGCUCUUUUUUGGACUCAGUGCAGCACAUUAAACUUGGUCUGCUAAUGCCAACUGACAUCAUUGAGAAAUUCGCUAGGAAUGCACGGACCUCACAGGGUGAAUGGGAACUUGUUAAAAUUGAAAGCCUAUUUGCUGAUGAAACAAUGGAUCUAGUGACAUUUAAUAUUAUUGUGAAGCGCCGCCCUACUCUAUAUGUGGUGAAUUUGCUGAUUCCUAGCGCUUUUCUGAUGUUGAUUGAUGUUUUAAGUUUUAACCUUCCGCCACAUACUGUGGACAGAGCGUCUUUCAAAAUGACCCUGCUGCUGGGAUACACUGUCUUCCUGCUUAUUCUCAAUGACCUGCUUCCAGCCACUGCCAGCGGGACUCCUCUAAUAGGAAUUUAUUUCUCACUUUGUCUGGCUUUGUUGGUUAUUGGACUUUUAGAAACAGUCUUUGUGAUGAAUAUUUUGCACAGGGGAUCCUCACAAUGCCCAGGGGUGCCCAUCUGGGCUCGUACCUUAGUCUUGAAUUACCUUGCUAGGUUGGUGUGUUACAAGAAAGUAGAACAAUUUGAACCUGAAUCCCUGAACAAUUCCUUAACCUCUGAAUCAGCAUUUCAUGGGAAGAAUGUCAGUGUGCAGCUCACAUGUGUAGAAAUGAGCCAGGGGGAUGUUCAGACGCACCAAUUUCUAAGAAAUAUCAGCAGUGACCUGCACUCAAUGAGAAGGCUGAUGGAAGGUUACUUUGAACAACAAGAGAUUGCUGAAGAAUGGCUGCGCAUUGGGUUAAUCUUGGAUGCUGUGGUGUACCGGAUGUAUCUGAUCUUUAUGAUGGUAUAUGCUGUGGUACUUGGUGCUACAUGGGGAACAUGGUACAAUGUAUAGAAAACCAACAUCACUGCAAUUACUGGACAUAGAACAUGUUGAUUUAUAAUCAUACAUAGUGCCUUAUUGUACUGAGAUGUUUUUCUAGUUUAUUAUUUUAAGACACACUGGCAAAGAGAAAUUGUGAUGCAUGGUUCCUGGUGAAACACUCUCUAAAUUGGGGGAAAAAAUAGGUGAGGGAUGGGUGAGGAGGUCUGACUAUCCUAUUGCAAAG
This is a messenger RNA of Pelobates fuscus (common spadefoot toad), 1627 nucleotides long. RefSeq names its product 5-hydroxytryptamine receptor 3A-like. Bases 1 to 1413 code for a protein of 470 amino acids. The transcript is spliced from 9 exons. Gene Ontology annotation, cellular component: postsynaptic membrane; plasma membrane; synapse. The record is from RefSeq and is a predicted model, not a curated record. NCBI's taxonomy places the organism in Eukaryota, Metazoa, Chordata, Amphibia, Anura, Pelobatidae. Gene Ontology annotation, molecular function: acetylcholine-gated monoatomic cation-selective channel activity; serotonin-gated monoatomic cation channel activity. Gene Ontology annotation, biological process: monoatomic ion transmembrane transport; regulation of membrane potential; chemical synaptic transmission.